UUACGUUUCCCAAGGCGACUUCCGCUUCCGGGCUAUCCUUUGCCGGAAGUAGUGUAGGGGUGACGCAAAAGUGUCGCGCAAUGGUAAAUCCGGAAGAAACAAGAGUGCGGCGUGAUCAUGGGGAAGCAAAAGAAAACAAGGAAAUAUGCGACCAUGAAGCGAAUGCUUAGUCUGAGAGAUCAGAGGCUUAAAGAAAAGGAUAGGUUAAAACCUAAAAAGAAAGAAAAGAAAGAUCCUAGUGCACUCAAGGAGAGAGAAGUUCCCCAAUACUCUUCCUGCUUAUUCUUCCAAUAUAACACACAGCUGGGCCCACCUUACCACAUCCUGGUUGAUACCAACUUUAUCAACUUCUCCAUCAAGGCUAAAUUGGACUUAGUGCAGUCAAUGAUGGACUGUCUCUAUGCCAAGUGUAUACCCUGUAUAACUGACUGUGUGAUGGCUGAAAUUGAGAAAUUGGGGCAGAAGUAUCGAGUGGCUCUAAGGAUCGCCAAGGAUCCAAGAUUUGAACGAUUACCGUGCACGCACAAAGGAACCUAUGCAGACGACUGCUUAGUCCAGAGAGUGACUCAGCACAAGUGUUACAUUGUGGCCACAGUUGACCGGGACCUUAAACGAAGAAUCAGGAAGAUCCCUGGAGUUCCCAUCAUGUACAUUUCUAAUCAUAGGUACAACAUUGAGCGGAUGCCAGAUGAUUAUGGAGCCCCUCGGUUCUAAUGCUGAACGGAUGGAGUUCCUCUGCUUUCCUUCAACUAACUUUCUCUGUUGCCAGUUUGUUAAACGUGCUACAGAACGCCUUGUUAUUGCUCCUCCACUCACCCACUUGCUCUGUUACGUGCUAAGUGUGAUUAAAUACACUCACUUUUUCAUGUUGCUUUAAAAAUGGUAUUUUCUAUCAUUUUAAUAUUUGUUACAUCUUUUUAUAAAUCUGAUGAUUGCUCACAGCUUUGAUGGUUGUUAUUUUAUAUUGAUCUACUCAACAAAUAUUUAUUAAGGUUAUACUUGGUACAUGAUAAGAUACAAUCCUGUCCUCAAGAUACUCAUAUUACAGUGGGAAAGAGAACCAUGUAGAUGAAUAAAUGCAGUAAAAUACCGGUGCUAAGGUACAAGUAUGAGGGAAUAGACACAUGAGAGGAAAGAAUGAUUUCUUUCUACUCAGUUGGGAUAGGGAGGGAGGAAAGGCUCGAGGUGUGAUGUUUGAAUUAAUAAAUAAAUAGAAAUAAUAGAAAUAAACAGAAAUAAAAUAAAUAGAAAUAAACAGGUGCUUGCCCAGUAAAUGAUGUGAAAAAAAUGAGGCACAGGAGACAUGAACAAAAGCACGGACUCAGAUGUUACAUGGAAUGAGUGUGUUUUGCUGUGCAGGCAACUGCCGGAAGAUUUUUAUAACUAGAACACAGUGGGGAGUUGUCUGUGCCCGCAUCUGAGACUCCAGAGGUGUGAGGAGGGGGUACAGGCGACUUACGUCACUUGCUAACAGGUUUGGACUUGAUCUUGAGGUCAAUGGGGAGUUAUUAAAAUUUUAAUUAGGGCACAUAACAUGAUCAGAAUAGCUGUUUUAAGUGAUCACAAGGUAGUGUAGGAAUGGACAAAUCACUGAAACAAUAGAGAGUCCAUAAAUCCCUGUAUAUUUUUGUCAGUUUGAUGUAUUUUAAAGGUUGUAUUUCAAACCCACAGAAAAAGAAGAUUGUAUGAGAAGGCCAAAUAGUGUGGAGUCAUUCUACCAGGGUUAGAAUCCUGAUUUUACCAGUUAAAAUCUAUAGAAAUUGGGCAAACUAUAUAACCAUUUGGUGCCUUCCUUGCUACCUCUUAAAAAUAUUUUGAAAAA
Phyllostomus discolor (pale spear-nosed bat) is the source of this 1822-nucleotide messenger RNA. RefSeq names its product FCF1 rRNA-processing protein (gene FCF1). Gene Ontology annotation, cellular component: small-subunit processome; nucleolus. The transcript is spliced from 8 exons. The record is from RefSeq and is a predicted model, not a curated record. NCBI's taxonomy places the organism in Eukaryota, Metazoa, Chordata, Mammalia, Chiroptera, Phyllostomidae. The coding region runs from base 118 to 714 and encodes 198 amino acids.